Molecule: messenger RNA, 1791 nt
Organism: Annulohypoxylon maeteangense
Lineage: Eukaryota; Fungi; Ascomycota; Sordariomycetes; Xylariales; Hypoxylaceae
Product: enolase C-terminal domain-like protein
Exons: 2
Coding region: 311-1663 (450 amino acids)
Biological process (GO): carbohydrate catabolic process; amino acid catabolic process
Molecular function (GO): L-fuconate dehydratase activity; magnesium ion binding
Source: RefSeq, a predicted model, not a curated record
CUUUUACUCGGGUGGGGUACACUUACCCCUAUUUGCUUUCUACAACCGAAUCGACCCCGAGCGCUUCUAUAGUCCUUCUCCACACGAAACCCGACCCCUCCAACCUACCCCACGAUGUCGGACGUUGAAGUAGAAUCAUACAUGCUCUCGUAGUUGCUUGAGCGUGGUAUAGAUAACUCAAUUCUUCUUAAAUCGAAUUAUUUCUUUCUUGUUUCCACCGUUAGUCCCAGUAGACCUCGCUCCGGCCGUUACCUACAUCCUUCUAUAGUCGCCAACACCCAGGGUACAUGAGAAGACUCGAGCCAAGAAAAUGCCCGAGAUCACAAUAACCGGCUUCCGGACCCGCGACGUGCGGUUUCCCACGUCUCUCGACAAGACCGGGUCCGAUGCCAUGAACGCCGCCGGCGACUACUCCUCCGCAUACUGCAUCUUAGAAACCGACUCCGAGUUCACCGGCCACGGAAUGACCUUCACAAUCGGCCGCGGCAACGACAUAGUCUGCGCCGCAAUAUCCUACCUAGGCGACCGCCUCAAAAACCGGACCCUCAGCUCCCUCGUAUCGAACUGGGGGCAAACAUGGCGGUACCUCGUAAACGACAGUCAGCUCCGAUGGAUCGGGCCGGAAAAGGGGGUGAUCCAUCUCGCCCUCGGGGCCGUCGUAAACGCAGUCUGGGACCUGUGGGCGAAAACGCUCGGAAAACCCGUGUGGCAGAUCGUCGCGGAAAUGACGCCGGAGGAAGUCGUGCGGUGUAUUGAUUUCCGCUACAUAACCGACGCGCUGACGCCCGAAGAAGCGCUGGCUCUGCUGAAGAAAUCGGAAGAGGGGAAAGCGAAGCGGUUCGCGGACGCGCUGGCGAGCAAGGCUGUGCCGGCGUACACGACGAGCGCGGGGUGGCUCGGGUACGGGGAGGAGAAGAUGCGAGAUUUACUGCGGGAGACGCUUGGGCACGGGUACAAGUACUUCAAGCUGAAGGUCGGGACGUCGGUGGAGCAGGACCGACGACGGCUGUCCAUUGCGCGGGAGAUCAUCGGGUACGAUUCGGGGAACGUGCUGAUGGUUGACGCGAACCAGAUCUGGAGCGUGCCGGACGCGAUUGCGCAUAUGAAGGAGCUGGCCGAGUUCAAGCCGUGGUUCAUCGAGGAGCCGACUUCGCCGGAUGAUAUCCUGGGCCAUAAGGCGGUGCGGGAGGCGUUGAAGCCGUUUGGGAUUGGGGUUGCGACGGGCGAGAUGUGUCAGAAUAGGGUUGUUUUUAAGCAGCUUAUUACGAGCGGGGCUAUUGAUGUUGUGCAGAUCGAUGCGUGUCGGCUUGGUGGCGUGAAUGAGGUUUUGGCGGUGCUGCUGAUGGCCGCGAAGUAUGGGGUCCCGGUUGUGCCGCACUCGGGGGGUGUUGGACUGCCUGAAUACACGCAGCACUUGAGCACGAUCGACUACGUUGUUGUCAGCGGGAAGCUGUCUGUUCUCGAGUACGUGGAUCAUCUACACGAGCACUUCUUGCAUCCGUCGGCGGUGAAGGAUGGUUACUACCAGACGCCGAUGAACCCCGGGUACAGCGUGGAGAUGAAGCCGGAGAGUAUGGACCGGUAUAGCUUCCCCGGUGAAGAGGGCGUGGGUUGGUGGAGAAGCGAGGAGGCUAGGGGAAUAUUGGAGGGGGAGAAGAUCUAGUCUUAAGUAUUUACAUUCAUCUGAGGGCAUAUCUCUUGGGGGGUAAUAUAUGUACGGCAAGGUAUCUGGGAUUACAUGAAGUAUUCAUGAGCAUCUACAUUAAGACGCAUUAAAAGGAGAAAUGAACA